This is a messenger RNA of Tetrahymena thermophila SB210, 489 nucleotides long. RefSeq lists its product as hypothetical. The record is from RefSeq and is a predicted model, not a curated record. Lineage: Eukaryota; Ciliophora; Oligohymenophorea; Hymenostomatida; Tetrahymenidae. The transcript has a single exon.
AUGAAAUUGAGAAUUACUUUCCUUUUAGUUAUCUUGAUUUUAGCUGUAGCUACUUCAGCUAAAAAAUCUCUAACUAAAGUUAAAAAAGAUGUAUACCCUACUUUAGAGCCCAUUUUUGCAUUUAUUGCAAAUUUAGACUCUGAGGAAGAAGAUGUAUUGUCAGAAGAUCCUAUUGGUUAGGCCUUAUAUCAUUGCAUUAAUACCAAUUAUUAACCAUGGGAUCGUGAUCACUAAGAUUUCGUCCAUCUUGUUGAUAAUAGAUGCUAACAUUUUGAUCGUGAGGAGGAUGUAGUAGCUUUCUAUCAUAAUACCCUCAACUGUGUAGAGAAUAUUAGUGCUCCAAGAUAAUCUGUUAAAGUAUAAUUCGUUGCUACUAUUUAAUGCGUGUUUGAUCAAUUUUGCCAAGUAUAAAAAUAAGAUCUAAUUUGGCUUUAAAAGAAAAAACCUUCACUUAAAUCAUAAAAUAAAUUGAAGAGAAGAAGAGUUUGA